AUGUCCGCGCCGACCUUCCAUCGAUCAUUCCGCAAUUUGCAGCUUCCAAGUCAACAGUCCAAGCUCCAAACCGAAACAAGAGUGAUGAUCGCAAUUUCGACAGCUGAGGAUUUCCACUCUGCCGUGGCCGCUGCGACUCAGAAGCCGUUGGUUGCCUGUUUCUCCGCGCCGUGGUGCGGCGGUUGCAAGUUGGUGGCGCCCAAGGUGGACAAGCUAGCCGAGGAGCUUGCCGAGACCGUCUCGUUUGCCAGGGUGAGUGCUGAGGAGCACGAGACGUUAUGCGAAGAAGUGGAAGUGGACAGCUUCCCGCACUUCCGCGUGUACAGGGACGGCAAGAUUGUGGGUGACUACACGAGCUCCAAGUUCGACAAGGUGGAGUCCUUUAUCCGCGGCCAUGUGGCUCCUAAUACUGUGCAGGAGACCGAGGAAACACCUGAAGGCGAGGUUACGGAGGAAACGGCGGAGAAGGAUGCUGCGAAAGAGGAGGAAGUGUCAGCUGAGGCUGCGACGGAAGGCUCAAAGAAGCGCCAGGAGCGUGAAGAGGAGGAGACGAAUGACGAGCAGGUGGCUAAGAAGGCCAAGACGGAGGAGGAGGCGUCGACGGAGGCUGAGAAGGCUGCAACUACGGAGCCAGCUGAGAAGGUUGAGGAAGCGGCAACGGAGGAGACCGAGACGGCUGAAAAGGAUUCAUCAGAAGAGAAGAUCGAAGCUGCUCCCGUUGAGAAGUCUGAAACGGCCGGGAAAGACACUGCUCCAGUCGAUGCUGCUGCUGCUUAAACGACACUGCUCUGCUUUGCAUGAUGUCUAAAUCGACGGACAUCUUCUGUGGGCUAGCUGGGGGCUGAUUGAUCCAGCUGAAAUCAAGAUGAAACAAUAAAAAAAGAAGUAUUUUAUGGCGAUUCUUUUGUUUGUGCCCGAUAUCCUCGACAUGUUCUGAAUACAUGUACAUGUGCUCUGCCUUCUUGUCAGAACAAUGUGGAAUGC
Messenger RNA from Phytophthora infestans T30-4, 984 nucleotides. RefSeq names its product thioredoxin, putative. The coding region runs from base 1 to 777 and encodes 258 amino acids. Gene Ontology annotation, molecular function: protein-disulfide reductase activity; protein disulfide isomerase activity. Gene Ontology annotation, biological process: response to endoplasmic reticulum stress. NCBI's taxonomy places the organism in Eukaryota, Oomycota, Peronosporomycetes, Peronosporales, Peronosporaceae. Gene Ontology annotation, cellular component: endoplasmic reticulum lumen. The record is from RefSeq and is a predicted model, not a curated record. The transcript has a single exon.